Papilio polytes (common Mormon) is the source of this 1981-nucleotide messenger RNA. RefSeq names its product ankyrin repeat and SOCS box protein 3-like. NCBI's taxonomy places the organism in Eukaryota, Metazoa, Arthropoda, Insecta, Lepidoptera, Papilionidae. The record is from RefSeq and is a predicted model, not a curated record. The transcript has 3 exons. Gene Ontology annotation, molecular function: protein binding. Bases 323 to 1921 code for a protein of 532 amino acids.
UCAGUUCAGUGGUAAUAAAUUGAUAAUAAAAAUCAAUGUUUUGCAUUAGGAUUUUUUAUUCAAUAUUAAAAAAUUAAAAUAUUAAAAAAGGAAUGAGGGAACCAUAAAGUACCAACGUUUAUCUUAAAUGUCCAAUACUAAAAAGUAUAAAGUGUAUACCUCCGAUUAUUUUUAUUUAAAAUCCAGUGCUUAACUACUAUAAAAAUAAUGCAGUAAAAAGGUCACUGAUGUGAGGGCAUAAUGUUAACUGCAAUUUCCAAACGGUCUCCUUCAAUAGUGAAAUAAAAACUGUGUUUUGGUUUGUAAUGAUAUAUAAGUGAGAAUGGAUUUCAGUUCUCUUAAUCCUACAACUUCUAAUGCGCUAAAUUUAGCAGCAAGGAACAAUGAUGUGGAAAAAGUUAAGAGACUUCUUAAGAAAAUCAACCCUAACUGCGUUGAUAAUAGAGGUUGGACUUGUUUGCAUGAGGCUGCCGCUGCCGAUAGCUAUGAAAGCCUGUUGAUUAUCUUAAAUCAUCCUGAUUGUCGGCACUUGGCUGAAGACCAUGAAGGGUGCACUGCACUACAAGUCGCUUGCAGUAACGGUGUAUCCAUAAGAACUAUAAAAGCACUCUUAGACCAUGCACCAGAUAUAGCAAACUAUGGAACCUAUGAAAAUGUAACACCAUUACAUAUUGCAAGUUGCCAAGGCAAUUUAGAUCUAGUACAAUUACUUGUAGACUAUGGUGCUAUGCUAGAUGUGCAGGAUUUUGAUGGGCACACAGCAUUACAUGGUGCUGUAUUAGCUAAACAACCUGAGGCUGUGAAAAUAUUAUUAUGUGCUGGAGCUGAUCCUGAAAUCCGCGAUGAAUCUGACUUCACAGCAUUUCAUUUUGCUUGCUACAAAGGUUGCUUAGAGUCUGUAAAGGCUUUGUUGCCAUAUGUAAAUAAUAUAAAUCAAGUAUCAGUGAAUGGGGAUAGUCCGUUAAUGCUAGCUGUUAUAGGUGUUUGUGAUGAUGUAGUGUCAUAUUUAAUAGAAGUGGGUGCUGAUAUACAUGUUAAAGAUGUUGAUGAUGAUAUGGCAUUGAAUAUAGCAUUAAAAAGUGGGCACAGCUCUAUAUUUAAAGAGCUUCUGUUUGCAACUGAUAGAGAUAAAAUAAACAAUGAUAUUAUACUUUAUGCUUGUAAGCCACAUUACUUAAAAGUUGAUAUUCUUGAAACUUUGCUAACAUUUGACUUGGGACCAAAGUUCUAUGACUUAGUGGAGCCUUUCCAUGUAGUAUUAGAGAAGAUUGGCAACAUAAGGCCCACCUACCUAACCAGCGCUCCGCUGAAUUCAUACUUAAAUAUAUGUGAAUAUAUUUUUCAAAUGUCACCGAAAAGGUUCGAAGAAUAUUUCUACAUAUUUCUCUCAAAUGGGGUUUCAGUCAAUGCAAUAAAUAUAAAUGAAUGCCCUCCACUUGUUUACAUACAUUAUUCAACACAUUCAAGUUGUUUUACAGAGGUUUUCAAUAUACUUUGUGGGCAUGGUUGCAAUGUGGAUUAUUGUACUACCAAUUUACCAUCAAGCAAAGAAUGGUGUAUUCCUGAUGCAUUUGUAGCAUCGCUCACAUCAAAUCCAAGUACAAUACCAGUAAUGUUGCCAUACAGUUUGGCCUGUGAUCCAGAUAUUCUCUUAAAAUUUGCCUAUAAAAAUAAUAUACUGCCAAGAAUACCAAUACAGGUUCAAGAGUAUUUACUAGUCUUAAUAGGUGUGGAUUUGGAUAAAACUACAGCUGAAACAUUAUCAUGUACAGUGUUGCCGUUGAAGCAUUUAUCCAGAGUAAAGAUUAGAGAAACAUUAAGAAAUCAAUUAGGUAACAAAUUAUCAAGUCAAUGUUACCUUGAAGUUCUAAACACAUUAAGAGUACCACAGAUUAUUAAAGAAUAUUUACGCUACAAAUAAUUUUAAAAUGAUAAUUACGUUUUUGUUAUUAAUUUAUUUAAGAAAGUGUGAUAAAAUGUG